AUGAGGUUGCGGGAGAUGCUCAGCGAUGCCCUGUACACGGGGACGCUCCCCGCAGCAGUGGAAAAGGGGCUCACGGUGCUCCUUCCCAAGGAAGCCCAGCCGACCGGAUGGGGGGAGACGCGGCCCAUCACCCUGAGCAGCACAGUGCUCAAAGCAAUUGCCCAAUUGCUGCUGCGCCGCUGCGCGUACACGCUCGCCCCGCACAAUACCCUCCAGUGGGCAUCCCCUCGCAAGCAGGGCACAGAGCUCAUCUUGACGUUGAGGAAGGCGUUUGACUCCGUGGCGCAAACCAGCCUGGCCAGUCUGGUGGAGGAACACGUGGGGCCCACCCACCCAUGGGAGGCGAGACUGUGGCUCAGCUUGCUCCAGGCUAGGGAAGUGACGGUUGCAGUGGGGGGCGAAGAGGUGGGGGUGCCCCAGACGAAUGGAGUCAGACAGGGAUCACCGGAUUCGCCGGUCCUCUCCUCAGCCAGGGUGGGGGAGGCAUUGACCGAGACACUGGCACACACCCAGCAGCAAGAACGCGGGGGUGACAACCCACUCCUUCCCCCCCCACCACACCACGGGGGGAGCUACAUGGAUGACACCUACCUCUGGGGGGAGAACCCGCUGCACCUCCAAGCCACGCUGGACAAACUCCAGCGCACACUACACAAACACGGCCUCCGGAUCAACCCCAAGAAGACUCGCAUCGUCACCAACACCGACCAUCCUUUCAAGUUCCGGAUCGACGGACAACUCGUCACACCCGAAGGGGGGGAGGCGGCCCUCACGGUCCUUGGGUCGCCCGUCAGCUUUGCAGGGGGACCACAGCAUUUGGCAGCAGAGAUGGGAACCAGAGGUCGUAAAGCCUUUGGGAAGAACAAGCACAUCCUCGUCGCCAAAACAGCGUUGAAGCGCAGACUCAACCUGCAUACCACCCUGGUGCGGCAAAGCGCGCUCUGGGGAUGCGAGUCGUGGCCGAUCCAGGACACGCUGCUUCGCGCAGCAAACACACUACAGCUGCAGCAGGUGAGGACCAUGGUAGGGGGAGCACGCUCGCCGGGGGAGGCGUGGACGGAUUGGAACACACGGACACUCCGCAUGGCAAGGGUGCAUCUGCACAAGAACAAACAAGACAGAUGGUCCACACAUGUGCUCCGCAUGAUCUGGGGGGUGUGGGGGCACGUUGCCAGAGCUGAGCAAGCCACGCUCGAUAUGCUGCAGUGGAGGGGGAUGAGGUGGUGGAGGCAACAGCAAGCCAUGCCACAGGGGGUGGGAGCACGCCAUGCCAGCAGGUUCAACAGCAGCCUGGACACCGAGCGCCACAUUGUGACAAUCGCAGGACCCGAAUGGGAGCAGGUGGCAGCAGACCGCAUACAGUGGAACAACCUGGAGGACAGAUUCAUCCAGACCUUCGACCCACCUUGGAGCAGCGGCAAGCAAGGCCAGCUACAGAACUUGGCCCCAACCAGGCGAGGGCGACAGCCAGCACUCCGGAACCGCGCAAGAAGACAGCGGGGGCCACGCCUCCGGGACGGCCGGGCAUAA
Messenger RNA from Symbiodinium necroappetens, 1530 nucleotides. The record is from the annotation of a GenBank genome assembly. NCBI's taxonomy places the organism in Eukaryota, Dinophyceae, Suessiales, Symbiodiniaceae.